GGGAAGCAGAGGAACUGUAACAAACAGUCGGACCUCAAACGUAGAAAUCAAAUUCAGGAAAUUGGCCACAUUUGAGAUCCGUCUCGGCUUGUGCAGUAAUGUUCACUCACGCCAAGCCCAUCCCAACCGCCUCAGCUAAGCAAGUACCUCUCUUGUAAAGGCUGCCACUACAUCAAAGCGCUUUCACAAACGCCAAAAAUUCAAAAAUAUUACCUAGUUCAGAGCUCCGUGAGCCAGCUUUGAGACGCAGUUUCGGGCGAGGCGAGCGGAAUUGAGGCUGAGAAUGGAAGUGGAGAGUCAAAAAUCGGGGUCUGACGGGAAGGUUUGGAGUUUUUGUAGAAUGCCAUUUUGGCAAACGAGCCAUGCUUCUUCGUCUUCUUCUUCCACAUCUUCCCUGCAUAACAAUGUCCAUCAGCAUGACCAUAAUCUUCAAUCUGUUGAUAGAUCGGCUCAUCAUUCUUCCACGACGGUUUCGUCUGUCGCCAAGUCUCUGCUUCCCGCGAGAAGGAGGCUCCGUCUUGAUCCCCCCAAUAAGCUUUACUUUCCCUAUGAACCGGGUAAGCAAGUUAGGAGCGCAAUCGCAAUUAAAAACACUUGCAAGUCACGGGUAGCAUUCAAGUUUCAAACAACUGCGCCUAAGAGUUGUUAUAUGCGGCCUCCUGGUGGCAUACUUGCACCUGGUGAAAGUAUAAUCGCCACUGUAUUUAAGUUUGUGGAGCCCCCAGAGAACAAUGAGAAGCCGAUUGAUCAAAAGAGCAAGGUUAAGUUUAAAAUCAUGAGCUUAAAAGUGAAAGGAGAAAUGGAGUAUGUACCAGAGCUGUUUGAAGAGCAAAGGGAUCAGGUAACAGUGGAGCAAAUUCUGCGUGUUGUUUUCCUGGGCCCUGAGCGUCCUAGCCCUGCCAUGGAAAAACUUAAGCGACAACUUGCUGAGGCUGAGGCUGCAUUGGAAGCACGAAAGAAGCCCCCAGAGGAGACAGGUCCAGAAAGCGUCGGGAAAGUUAUUGAUGAAUGGAAAGAAAGAAGAGAAAGAUACCUGGCACGACAGCAAGUCGAAGGCGUCAAUUAACCCAGAGGGAUGUUAAUUUCACUUGAGCCCUUCGUUUUCGGCAGUUCUCUGUCAAAGAAGUUGAAUUCGUCGGCCACUGUUCCGUCAAAGUUGGGGGUUUGAAGAGGUUAUUAAAAAAGUAUUUUCGAUUUUUUGGGUAUUGCUCUGGCAUGUACGUUGUAGGCGAGUGGAUUAGUACAACAUGAGUGGCAGUAAUUUAUUGAAUUUUCACGUAAUCUCUUGUAAUUUGUGGAUAGAUUGUAUCAUUGUAUUCUUCAGAUGAAAUUGUCCAUCUCGGCAGACUGAUUAUUAGUUUCAUGCCAUGUAACGUGGCCAUGUGGGUAGUUUUAUCUGCAAAAAUAUCCAUAUUGGAAGUCAGCUUCUAACUAUCAUUUGGAAUGAAGGAUGAAUGCUAUUUUGGAGUGAAA
Messenger RNA from Neltuma alba, 1473 nucleotides. RefSeq names its product vesicle-associated protein 4-2. The transcript is spliced from 8 exons. Gene Ontology annotation, cellular component: endoplasmic reticulum membrane; plasma membrane. Gene Ontology annotation, biological process: endoplasmic reticulum membrane organization. Lineage: Eukaryota; Viridiplantae; Streptophyta; Magnoliopsida; Fabales; Fabaceae. The record is from RefSeq and is a predicted model, not a curated record. The coding region runs from base 284 to 1066 and encodes 260 amino acids.